ACCUAAAUGCCCAGCCUACAUUUGGAACCAAGAAAGCCGGCAACUUGGACUAUUAGGCACCCAAGAACUCCGGUCAACUGCCCCACCCCCCAAAACAAUAAACUUCCUUUCUCUCUUCCCUCUGCUUCGUUAACUUUAUUGUAGAAAUCAAAAAAAGAAAAGAAAAAAAUACGCAAAACAAAACCUAAAACUUGACACAGAAUGAGAGUUCAGGAAUCAUUAUCUUCUCCGAGCGUAAGCCACACUCAUGGCUCAGAAAGCCCAUGAAGCCACCGGGAAGAUGACCAAGCUUUGCCGGAAAAUCGUGCACGUCAACUUCCGGUGGAGGUUACUGGAAAGGGUUUCGUAUUUCAGGGAGUUUUUCCGGUUCCUUUGGGAUAGAAUACUGGUCUGCUCCACCGGCCAGCACCCGGCGCGCUACCGGAGAAUAUCCCGGACCGGAGGUGCUGCUGCUCCGCCGCCGCCGGAAUCCGCAGAAUCCGGGACGGUUAUCGAUGAGGACCCCACCACCGCUAUUCGUGGCGGGUACGAGAGUGAUUCGGAUUUGGUCACCUUGAAGAUCAGUAUCUUGGGCGAUUGCCAGAUUGGGAAAACAAGUUUUGUGAUAAAGUAUGUUGGAGAUGAAGAAGAGAAGAGAUGCCUGCAAAUGAAUGGAUUAAACCUAAUGGACAAAACAUUAUUCGUACGAGGUGCAAGAAUUGCGUUCAGAAUAUGGGAUGUUGGAGGAGAUUAUUCCUCACUUGAUCAACUUCCAAUUGCCUGCAAAGAUUCAGUUGCUAUUCUCUUCAUGUUCGAUCUUACUAGUAGAUCAACACUAAACAGUGUUAUAGGGUGGUUCAGUGAAGCAAGAAAGUGGAAUCAGAAUGCAAUUCCUAUACUCAUCGGCACCAAGUUUGACGAUUUUGCCCAGCUUCCGCCCGACAUUCAGUGGACAAUCGUCACUCAGGCAAGGGCAUAUGCAAAGGUGAUGAAGGCAACCUUAUUCUUCUCGAGCUCGACCCAUAACAUCAAUGUGAAUAAGAUCUUCAAAUUUAUAAUGGCGAAGCUUUUUAACCUACCAUGGAACGUUGAGAGGAAUCUCACCAUUGGCGAACCCAUCAUUGACUUCUAGCUUUUGCAUUCAUUUUUGUAAAUACACAUAACAUCUUCUCCCUUUUCUCACAAGGGACAAAAACAUAAUAUAGAGAAUGGCUUAUCCUCCUAAAUUUGUUACUCUUUUUUUUUUUUUUAAUUGUAUUUUUCCAUUAUCUUUCUUUAGGUAAAAUAAAAAGGCUUGGGUUUCUUCUUUUA
This is a messenger RNA of Ipomoea nil (Japanese morning glory), 1290 nucleotides long. Its product is annotated as septum-promoting GTP-binding protein 1. Gene Ontology annotation, molecular function: GTP binding; GTPase activity. The record is from RefSeq and is a predicted model, not a curated record. Lineage: Eukaryota; Viridiplantae; Streptophyta; Magnoliopsida; Solanales; Convolvulaceae. The transcript is spliced from 6 exons. The coding region runs from base 248 to 1111 and encodes 287 amino acids.